Messenger RNA from Macrosteles quadrilineatus (aster leafhopper), 1852 nucleotides. Its product is annotated as 17-beta-hydroxysteroid dehydrogenase 13-like. The record is from RefSeq and is a predicted model, not a curated record. The coding region runs from base 44 to 1126 and encodes 360 amino acids. Gene Ontology annotation, cellular component: lipid droplet. Gene Ontology annotation, molecular function: oxidoreductase activity, acting on the CH-OH group of donors, NAD or NADP as acceptor. NCBI's taxonomy places the organism in Eukaryota, Metazoa, Arthropoda, Insecta, Hemiptera, Cicadellidae. The transcript is spliced from 8 exons.
AGUGGUUACACGACUGUAGGUGCUUUUGAGUGUCCAUUUUACGAUGUUUAAAAAAGAGAUGACGGCCCAGAAGGACGGAGCCCCGCACUACGAGGACGGGGACUCGCUGCCUGCCACGGCGGAGGACGGUGGCCCAGAGCCGCUACAGCCGCCAGCUGACAGACUACCCGGCAUCAGGAGUCCUCUGCUGUUGAUGGUACAGACCCUCGGACUGAUGCUGAGCAUCCUCCCAGCAAUACUGUACAGCGUCCUCAGGAAGAUCGUCCCUCCUGCAGGCAAAUCCCUCAAAGAUAAGGUUGUGCUGGUGACAGGGGCAGGGCGAGGGCUCGGCGAGGGACUUGCCAUGAGGUUCGCCAAGGAAGGGGCCAAGGUAGCAGUGGUGGAUGUGUUCCCUCAGUCCGCCCAGGAGACAGCUAGGGACAUACAGGAGAAUGGUGGGAUAGCAAAGGCGUACGUUGCUAACGUAGCCAAGGUAGAGGACAUCCAAAGACUGAGGCGGGAGGUGACGGAGGAUCUGGGCCCGGUGGACAUCUUGGUCAACAACGCAGGAUUGAUGUACGGCAACACUGUGACUGACAUGCCGGACACGGACCUCCGCGCAGUGGUAGAAGUCAACCUGCUCAGCCACUUCUGGAUGGCGAAGGAGUUCCUACCCUCCAUGAAGGAUCGCAACUCUGGUCAUAUUGUGGCUAUCUGCUCACUCUCUGCCCUGAGUGCUCCGGCCAACGCUGCAGCCUACUCUUGUUGCAAAAGUGGAGUCAAAGGUUUUAUGGAGUCUCUUCGGGCAGAACUCAACUCUCAAAGUAACAACGAUAUUAAGGUUACUACUGUUCUGCCGUACUUUAUAAACACCAGUGCCUCUUAUGUGGAAUUUUUUGAUUUGAGGAUUCCACCAGUGUCAAUAGAAGAGGCAGUAGAGGCCACAGUUGAGGGUAUAAAAAGAGAAGAAGUUGUUUUUACCAUUCCUCGGGACAUGUACUUUUCAGUUCACCUAUUUCAAUUAUUUCCACAAUAUAUUAUUGACAAGUUUAAAGAAAUAUUCUACUUCAGGGUUGCACUCCCGUCAGAAGAAAGAAGGAAGAAAGAACCUACACAACAUAUAAUAUCUCAACUAUCCUCUAAAUAACUACAAUAUGUCAAGUAAUCUACUAGGAUACAUUACCAGUAGGCCUACUGUAGUUUAAUCACUAAUGGUGAUACAGAAAGGAGUGAAUGAGAUAUUUCAUCCAACAGUAUUAGCCUACUGUUUGAGUUGUUAUGUUUAUUCAAGGAAUCUUAGCCUGGCCUUUGAUAAAAAUUCCUUUUAAAUGAAAGAUUUUGAUUUUAAAACUAACGUUCAUGUGUGAACAUUAGCAAAGGAUAUUAUACCUAAAUUUAGGUGCUGUACAUAAGAAUAUUGAUUAGUCAGUAGUUAUAUUCUGUUCAAUAUGAUACUGUAUAUUACUUUUAAUUCCUGUAAAAUCAUACAAUUCCGGUGCCAAAAUCAUCAAGACUUGUUAUAAGCAAGUGGUAGAAUAGUGUAUAUUCACUUUGGAUAAUGUUUUAGAUUUAAUAGUAUUGUACAAAUUUAUGUCAUAGUUUUUAGUUACUCAAACACUCAAAUCAAAAUUUUAAUUUUAAAAUUUAAAAUAGUGAAAUGUAAUUAAAAAUUCAAACGUAUUACAAUUUUUCUUUGAAUAAGGUUGUGAAAUCAAGACACACUUUAAAUAGUCUAAGUGACUGGAGGGAACAAUCAAUGUAAAAAAAAAACAUCACACAUACAUAUUUAACAAUAGUAAUAAACUAAUUGAUAUUGUUGUAGUUUAGUAUUGUAAUACUAACAAGUGACACAAAAUUUACAUUUUUACAUUGU